Messenger RNA from Candidula unifasciata, 1398 nucleotides. The record is from the annotation of a GenBank genome assembly. Lineage: Eukaryota; Metazoa; Mollusca; Gastropoda; Stylommatophora; Geomitridae.
AUGGCUGAGGGCAACAAGCUAUGGGGUGGUCGAUUCACUGGCAGUGUCGACCCAAUCAUGGAGAAGUUCAAUGCCUCUAUUCAUUAUGAUAAGCGAAUGUGGAAAGCAGACAUUGAGGGCAGUCAGGCUUAUGUUUUAGCUUUGAAAAAGGCCAAACUGAUAUCUGAAGAAGAAAAAGAGGACAUUUAUGAGGGGCUUGAAAAGGUGAAACAUGAGUGGGAGGCAAAGACUUUUGAGAUUAGACCUGGAGAUGAAGAUAUCCACACAGCCAAUGAGAGGAGACUAAAGGAACUCAUAGGACCGGUUGGAGGAAAGCUGCACACUGGACGAAGCCGCAAUGACCAGGUGGCCACCGACAUGCGCCUGUGGUUUCGGGACAAGACCGAAGUCCUGGUCAAACACAUCACAGACUUGGUGCACGUUAUGAUUGACAGAGCAGAAGUAGAGAUUGAUGUUCUGAUGCCUGGUUACACCCAUUUACAGAGAGCCCAGCCAAUAAGAUGGAGCCACUGGAUUCUCAGUUAUGCUGUCAUGUUGCAGCGAGAUGUCGAGAGACUGACACAGAUUAGAGAGAGAGCAUCGACGUUAGUUCUUGGCAGUGGCGCUUUGGCAGGAAAUCCAUUUGAUAUUGACAGGGAAUUAUUACGACAAGAGCUAGGGUUGAAGAGGAUAUCCUUAAACAGUCUUGACGCUGUCAGCGACCGAGAUUUUGUAGCUGAAUUCCUGUUCUGGGCUUCACUUGUUGGAGUUCAUCUUAGUCGCUGGGCUGAAGAUUUGAUUCUGUACAGUACUAAAGAGUUUGGAUUUGUCACACUGUCUGAUGCAUACAGUACUGGAAGCAGCCUGAUGCCACAGAAGAAAAACAGUGACAGCCUGGAGUUGAUUCGAGGGAGAUCUGGUCGACUUUUUGGCAAUUGCUCUGCUUUCAUGAUGACAUUAAAAGGAAUUCCUAGCACUUAUAACAAAGAUCUUCAGGAGGAUAAAGAAGCCAUGUUUGAUACAUUUGACACACUGAGUGCCAUUUUACAAAUAGCAACUGGGGUGCUGUCAACAUUGAAGAUUCACCCAGAUACCAUGAAGAGUGCUUUGAGUCCAGAUAUGCUGGCAACUGAUAUUGCUUACUAUCUUGUCCGAAAAGGGCUACCUUUCCGAGAAGCCCAUGGCAUGGCAGGUUUGUGUGUGGCACUUGCAGAAAAACAGAAUAUUCCUGUGUCUAACCUGUCGCUGAAAGAUUUCCAUUCUGUUAGUCCUCUCUUUGAAGAAGACGUGACCAAAGUCUGGGACUACCAGAAUUCCGUCGAACAGUACACAGCUCCAGGGGGAACGGCCAAAUCCAGUGUCCAGCAGCAGAUCAUAAGUCUCCGAACCUCGUUGGGCAUCGCCACAAAGUUGACGUAA